Molecule: messenger RNA, 1132 nt
Organism: Vigna radiata var. radiata (mung bean)
Lineage: Eukaryota; Viridiplantae; Streptophyta; Magnoliopsida; Fabales; Fabaceae
Product: histone deacetylase 6
Exons: 3
Coding region: 68-502 (144 amino acids)
Molecular function (GO): zinc ion binding
Source: RefSeq, a predicted model, not a curated record
UUUGGAAACUCUCCCUGUGUGAAGUAGCAUAAGCAGGGGACAGAUAGUGGUUCAAAUUUGAAGGAUUAUGGCUUCGUCUUCUUCUGCUCCGUUUGAUGAGUGUGAUCAGGAAGGUUUAGGGUUAUCGCAAGAAGACUACGACCUGAUGUAUGGGUCUGAAUCCGGAUGGGUGGAGGCUCGAUCUUCGUGCGAUCAUCUGGCCUCCUUAUCCGCCGAUCUCAGCCACAUUCCGCCUCCCGGCACACCCUGCCACACCUGCCAACACCCCUCCGAAAACUGGCUCUGCCUCUCCUGCAAGCAGGUCCUCUGUGGCCGUUUCGUCAACAAGCACAUGCUCCACCACUUCCACCACACUAAUCACUCUGUCGCCCUCAGUUUCAGCUUACAUUAUCAAAUUCGGCGAGCCUCCACCACUCCCUCUUAUUCAACAUCAACCUUCCUCUGCCACCUCGGAUUAGUAAAUCUCCUGUUAACUUAUACCACUGCUUUUGCUGUUGGAUAGUAUGUAUAUUUUCUCUGCCCUCAAUUUUCAUCUUAAUUCUUCUAAAUCACUUUUGUCGCUUUAUUUCAUAGUUAUUUCAUUUGCACUCUCUAGUUUCCUUCUGCCAAUACAGUAUGUGGUAAUUAAGGGAUUUUUCAUUACAGCUAAGCAAUUGUAAAAUUUCACUAAAUCAAUCCCAAUGCUUGUCUCUUGUGUUUACUUUACUUUUUAUUGCAUUAGUUUAGGUGGUGAUAUUAGUCUCAUAGGUAAUUCAGUUCUGCAUCUUUUGUGUCAAGCCAAGGUACAAUUUUCGGAGUGCUAAACAUGCCAUGGAAUGUUUUUCACUUUUUCCUCUAAAUUGAUUUUAACUAACUCUGGUGGAGUAAGUAUGUUCUUAUUUUUUUUGUUUUCCCCACACACAAAUAGAGAGGUAUUGCCUAUUGUAAUGACAGAGCUAUGCAUUUCAUUCUGCGAAAUAAAAAAGAUAAAAAGUUGAACUUUCUUUUUCUUCCAGAAUGGCAUGCAUUUGGAAUUGAUUUACCUGCAUGACACCAUUUAUCAUGUGAUUGGACUGGAGUAAUGCAGUAAUUAAUAAUAAGAUAAGAUACAUCAAAAUAUCACUGGACUGACGCCAAUUGACAGUUUUUUUUU